Bombina bombina (fire-bellied toad) is the source of this 3704-nucleotide messenger RNA. It is a transcript of the gene ATXN2, whose product is annotated as ataxin 2. Gene Ontology annotation, biological process: cytoplasmic stress granule assembly. Lineage: Eukaryota; Metazoa; Chordata; Amphibia; Anura; Bombinatoridae. The record is from RefSeq and is a predicted model, not a curated record. Gene Ontology annotation, molecular function: RNA binding. Gene Ontology annotation, cellular component: cytoplasmic stress granule.
AUCCCUCCGCGGGCCCGUUCUCUGCAGACUGUUUUGGUCUUGCUUGUGGAAACCGUGGAGAUUUCAUCCUGGUCUUGUCUAUUAGACACCUGAUACAUAUUCUACUACCAGCCCCGGCUUCUGUUGUCAGGCCUUCGCUGUUUUAUUAGCGUUAUAUUUUUUUUUUAACGUUGUUGAUUUAAUAAUUUUAACCUAGUUAAGUCGCUGUCACUCUUAUUUUAUUGGGCUCGUCAGCUGUUACGAAUUCUGGUUGUUUAUGGGACCGUCAUGUCCAUGAAGCAGGCUGGAAAUAACCGAAAGCCCGGCGGAGGUAGUGUCCCUGCGGCUGGAGGAGGCGGAGGAGGAAGACAGAAUAUGGGCAGAGGGCGCAGCAGUGGUAAAGGACCCCCUCAAACAAUUUCCUUUGAUGGAAUCUAUGCAAAUAUGCGAAUGGUCCAUAUUCUGACCUCUGUUGUGUGUGAUUUGGUACUCGACACAGCUCAUGAGAAAAAUGCAGAUUCUAUUCUGGGGCCCAAACGGGAAGACAUUUUGGAUAGCAUUUUGUUCAAGUCUUCUGAUUUUAUUAUGGUGCAGUUUAAAGACAUGGAUGUCAAUUUUGCAAAAAGAGAUGGUUUCACUGAUUCUUGUAUCACUUCAAAGGUGAAUGGUGAACAUAAGGAGAAAGAUCUAGAGCCAUGGGAUGGCUGUGGGCUUAUUAGUAACAGCACAUCAUCACCCAAAGAGGAGCUGGAGUCGUUAGAUAAUGAUGUUUCCAAUGGUUGGGAUGCCAAUGAAAUGUUUCGUUUUAAUGAAGAAAAAUAUGGCGUUGUGUCAAGUUACGACAGCAGCCUUUCAUCCUAUACGGUUCCUUUAGAGAAGGAUAAUACUGAUGAGUAUUUAAAGAGGGAAGCAAGGGCAACACAACUUGCUGAUGAAAUUGAGUCAAGCUCUCAAUACAAAGCUCGUGUUGCCUUGGAAAAUGAUGAUAGGUCAGAGGAGGAUAAAUACACAGCUGUUCAGCGCAACACAAAUGACAGGGAAGGGCACACUGUGACCACUAGGUAUGUAACAUGGAUGGCAACCUGCAAGUUUUGUCCACCAAGGAUGUCUCCAAAAGCACAGCGGCAUCCUCGGACCCACAGAAUUUCUAAUGGUAGGGGCACAAUUUCUGGAGGUUUAGAAUUUGUUUCUCAUAGUGCACCUGGUGAGACUUCUGCACCACCUGUGACUCGAAAUAGCUCAUCUGGUGGAACCUGGUCAUCUGUUGUUUGUGGAGUUCAAAGAUUGUCUCCAAAGACUCACAGACCAAGGUCCCCAAGACAGAGUGUUAUAGGCUGCAGUGCUGCUGGAUCAGCCCUAAAUGCUUCCCAAUCUGGUACUCUCUCAUCUGAAUCUGUUUCCUUGCCAGUGCCUGCUGCAUCCCCCUCUCCUUCUAGCACCGUAUCCAACAGAGCAGUUACUCCAUCUUGUGAAGCAAAGGAAACCAGAGUACAAGACCAGAGGCACAAUUCUCCUGCUGGCACAGAGAAGUCAUGUGAAUCGUCUAACCUUUGUAAAUCUGAAAGCAAAGUGCCUCCAAUGGUUUCAGAACAAAAGAAACAGCUGGACGAUUUAAAGAAGUUUAAAAAUGAUUUUAGGUUACAGCCCAGCUCCAGUCCUGAUGCUGUGGUUCAACUGCUUGGUAGAAAUCGUGAUAGUGUUGAGAAACCCAGAGAGCUCACAAAGGACAAAUCAGAUACAACUGAAAAGGAAACAACCUUUGAAAAUGGCAGCAAUGCUCCUACCAGUAACGGCAGCAGCAAGCCUAGCAGUCCCAGCAUCUCACCAGCCAUCAGCUUCAGUAGCUCCGAGCACAAAAGAUCACCAGAAGUUACGUCACAAGGUGUGCAGACCUCUGGACUUAAUGCCAAACAGGAACGCGAAGAGAAAGAUGACAAAAAGGAAAAUGCGGCAGAGCAAGUAAGAAAAUCAACUCUAAAUCCCAAUGCAAAGGAGUUCAAUCCACGGUCAUAUGCUCAACCCAAACCAUCAACAACUCCAACUUCUCCCCGUCCACAAGCUCAGCCUAGUCCAUCAAUAGUGGGUCAUCAACAGCCAAGCCCUAUAUACACUCAGUCAGUGUGUUUUGCUCCAAAUAUGAUGUAUCCUGUUCCCGUAAGCCCUGGAGUCCAGUCACUUUAUUCGUUAUCGAUGACACCGAUGCCCGUCAACCAGGCUAAGACUUAUAGAGCAGGUAAAGUCCCAAAUAUGCCCCAACAACGGCAAGAUCAGCAUCACCAGAACACCAUGAUGCAUCCAGUAUCAGCAGCGGGACCUCCUAUGGUACCUACUCCCCCUGCCUACUCUGCUCAGUAUGUCACUUACAGUCCUCAACAGUUUUCUAAUCAGCCUCUCAUGCAACAUGUGCAACAUUACCAGUCACAGCAUCCACAUGUUUAUAGUCCUGUUCUACAGGGGAACACCAGGAUGAUAUCUCCACAAACUCAUGCACAGGCUGGUUUAGUUUCCUCAUCUGCAACACAGUAUGGUGCGCCUGAGCAAGCACAUGCCAUGUAUGUUUCAACCAAUUCUUUAGCUCAGCAAUAUGCACACCAAAAUGCUGCUCUGCAUCAACAUCCUCCUCAUCCUCAACCUUCAGCAACACCAACAGGUCAACAACAGAACCAGCAUGGUGGAAGUCAUCCAGCCCCAAGUCCUGUACAGCAUCAUCAACAUCAAGCUGCUCAAGCACUGCACUUGGCUAACCAACAACAACAGUCUGCGAUCUACCAUGCUGGAUUGGCUCCCACUCCCCCUUCCAUGACUCCAGGCUCUAAUGCACAGUCCCCACAAAACAGUUUCCCAGCACAGCAAACUGUAUUUACCAUCCAUCCUUCGCAUGUACAGACAGCCUAUACCAAUCCACCUCAUAUGGCUCACUUGCAACAGGCUCAUGUACAAACAGGAAUUAUUCCUUCUCAUCCAGCUGGUCAUCCCAUGAUGCUGAUGACUACACAGCCACCAGGGGGCCAUCAAGCUGCUCUCGCACAAAGUGCCCUACAGCCCAUUCCUGUUUCUACAACUGCCCACUUCCCUUAUAUGACACAUCCUACAGUUCAAGCACAUCACCAACACCAACAGCAACUCUGAAGAUGGAACAUUAACAUAGAAAAGGCUGGAACAGUUUUAUAGGCCAAAAACCCUCCCACCUUCUGCUGGCAUCUAGAAUUUCUUAUUUUUAUUUAAAAGAAAAAAAAAACUUGUUUUUUUGUAACAUCCAAUAAGAAUGCUAACCGGUCACCUUGCAGUGGGAAAGUUCAGACUGAGUAACAACUGGGCUUGCAGGCUUACACAGUGCUCUUCAUCAGUUUUACAGAAGCUCUACCUUUGCUUGCUGGUAACUGGAAGUUAUUUAUUUUUAACAGCCUUUCUAAGUUAUGAACUCAUCAGCUAGCGAAGGAAGUAACACAAAUGAUUCUUGCUGCUAUCUUCACUUUAAACAAAAAAAAAGACAAAAAAUCAAGAGAAUAAAAUCCCUUUUACUUAUAACAAAACUUGAAAACAAUUCAGAAAAAAAACUUAUUGUCAAACUGAUGGGUUAUUAUUUAUGAAUCAAGUUUGAUGAUAAAGCCGCUGUCCCAGAAAAGCGGUGAAACUUUUAAGUUAAGAAAAAUAACUUUUACUUUGUAGAUAUUAAAAUAAAAUCUAAAAAAAAAUUAAAAAUUAAAAAAGUUUUAAAAAACUGA